Pomacea canaliculata is the source of this 2681-nucleotide messenger RNA. RefSeq names its product charged multivesicular body protein 2b-A-like. The record is from RefSeq and is a predicted model, not a curated record. Gene Ontology annotation, biological process: endosome transport via multivesicular body sorting pathway; late endosome to vacuole transport; protein transport. Gene Ontology annotation, cellular component: ESCRT III complex; multivesicular body. NCBI's taxonomy places the organism in Eukaryota, Metazoa, Mollusca, Gastropoda, Architaenioglossa, Ampullariidae. The coding region runs from base 337 to 978 and encodes 213 amino acids. The transcript is spliced from 8 exons.
UGCGAUUUACCACGAACUUCCUAUAUACACGUCCAUGGACUUACUGGACAGCGACACAAAGCCUGUCUUCUCGUGUAAAUGGUGUAAUUAUCCCUCAUUCAACGAAUCAACUAGGCUGCUAUAGGUCUCUCUGCGCAACGCAAUCAUCACUUUUCAUAUUGGAGAUUUCGCAAGAAAACAUUCUGCAAUCUAAACUUAGCCGAUGAGCCAUUGAGAUGAAAAGGGAAAUAACUAGGAAUGUAGUGUCACAGUUACGCUUCCUGGAUUUGUCAACCUCACAUGAAUCGCUGACGCUAAGGUGUACAACAACUUGAGUCACUCUUUUCAGUGUUUAACAUGGCAAGUUUCUUCGGUAAAAAGCCAACAGUGGAACAACAAAUCCGUCAAAAUGACAAAAUCCUUAAAAAACAGCAGCGUGAUCUAGAAAGAGACAGGGGCGCCCUUGACCGAGAGGAGAAAAAAUUGGAAAUGGAGAUUAAAAAAGCUGCAAAGCAAGGCAAUAAGCAGGCAGCAACUAUCCUGGCAAAGCAGCUAGUUGCCUUGAGAAAGCAGAGGACAAAGAGCUAUUCCAUGGGGUCCAAGAUACAGUCUAUUGGCAACCAGCAAAAGAUGAUGCACUCAAACAUGAAAAUGGCAAAUGCAAUGGGUACGACGACCAAGACCAUGACUCAAAUGAACAAAGUAAUGGAUCCUCAGAAGACAAUGCAGGUCCUCAAAGAAUUUGAAAAAGAAUCGACCAAGAUGGAAAUGUCAGAGGAAAUGAUUAAUGACACGCUGGAUGACAUUCUAACGGAAUCUGGAGAUGAAGAAGAACAAGAUGCUGUUGUUAACCAGAUCCUUGAUGAGAUUGGCAUUGAAAUCACUGACAAGAUGCUGAAUGCUCCAUCAGCAGCACAUAGUAAGAUUGGGGAGACAUCAAAGAAAGGAAUAACAGACAGUGACAUUGAAAAGCAGCUUGCAGCUCUGAAAGACUUAUGAGUGAUGGAAAUUAUAAAUUAACUGCUAGCAUGCUUGUGGUGCACUGAUCUAAAGGGUGUCAUUUCUGUGCUGUCCCAUUAUACCAUUUCAAUUGCUCAUGCAUUCAUGUCAUGGACAUUAUGUUAAACUGAAGCUUGUGAAAUAAAAUGUGUCAGUAUGUGUGCAGAAAAAUAUAUUAUAAUUAUUAUAUUUUCUAAAAAUAAUUAGAGUAUAAUUUCUGAUGUAAUUUGGUCAAAGAACUCUUUAUACUAUUCUGGUUUUUAUUACAUGCAGAGUGUACUUUGAAAAGAUUGUGCUUGUUAUAGGAACUUAAACUGAAAGAGUUCUAAAUGCAUUUCUAAAAGGUAGCAGAUCACAGAGUUCUUGAGUUCCCCUCCCUCUCCACCCCCUAACUUCCCCAUAGUAGCACAAUAAACUUAAUGUUUAGAAUAACUUUGUGUCAACUAGCAGCAUAGAGUUUUGCAGUGUUGUUGACAUUUGACAUUGCUAGUCAUUAUUUACCAGAAUACUUAAUGAGAGGAAAGUUUGUAGGACACACACAUAUAUAUAUUGAAGCAAGUCUUUAUACAUUCAGGUUGCAUAUAUUGCACUAAUAUUGCGCUGUACAUGUUAUGCAUUGCAAAAUAAAGUUCCUCUAGUUAAACAUAUAUAACCAGAGGUGAAAGGCUGAGUUGAUAUUGAACAGGAACCCCAGUUCAUUCUUACUGAUAGGGUCAUACUGCUGUUAUUACUUUACCACAAGAAUUGAUUGUUGAUAUUAGUUAUUUGAAGUGGAUUUGAGACCUUGCAAAAACUAAAUGGGUCAUAAUACUAGUGAUGGGGACUGGGUUGGAGACCUUGCAAUAUGCUAAACCUAUCUAUUUAAAAAUAUUUGUACUGCAGGUUAUCUUGAGAAAAAAACUAAAGGAGCUUUUAACUCUGUUAGUGAACAUGAAUCCAGAUGUCUAGGAGUGUGUUUCAAUUCUUAAAUUGCAUACACAUUAAAAUUUGUGCCACUUGAGGAAGUGACUAGUGUUCGCCUCCAUGUGACUCAUUAUGCAAAUAGCAGUGGAGGUUAUUAGGAGAACUGUAAGUUUGCUGUCAAAGAAAUUGUAUUUUUUCCAGUGUAUUAUUAGCAUUUUAUUAUUUGUGUAAAAUGGUUUUAUGGUUUAGAGCUUAAUGUAUAUGCAGUGUAUUGUAUGUAUGUGUGUUUAGAUGUGUGUGAGAGAGAGAUCUUGGACUGUUUAUUUCAUAUUGUGAAAAAUUGUUAUCGCUAAUGGAAUUAUUACCUGUAGGUAAAUGAAAAUUGUUUUAAAGUCUUCAAAACUGCAUCAGAUAAUGAAAUGGGCCUCUGAAUCUUGGGGACUUAAGGCCAUUAUAGGCUGCUUCUUGGUAUAUUUUAACUGUACCCACUUUGAAACUCAAAAUAUACACUAUAAAGAGUAUUAAUGCAUCAGAUGAUUGUUUUGUUAUUGUUUGCUUCAAUAACUGACAGGACUAGCACGUUAACAUAGUAAACCAGUCAUGUUGACAGCAGCAUACUUCUCUGCUCAAUGUGGUUCAUGUUGAACUAAAUGUUGGUUGAAGCUUUCAUUGGGUACAAGUUUUAAUUUAAUGACUUCUUGAUCUUGUUUACCAAAUCAAAACAAAGAGUGAAGGUCUGAAUGCUGUGAAUAGUUUAUCAAAAUGAUUGAUUUGUUAAAUUAAACACAAUUAAUUGCAUU